UCCACCCCGCGGUCCCCUCUGCCGCUGCACCGCUCCGCCCCGCCCGCCUGCUACUGCUACUGCUACCUGCACCCGCACCCACACCCAUCCCUCCUCCUCCACUUGACCCGGUGCCGGUGGUACCACCUCCUCCCAAGGCAGCAGCGGAUACAUACGAAGCGGGAGCUAUAGCCCGCGCGCGCAGGCCUGUUCGGCCAUGGCGUACCAGUACCACCACCACCAGGACCACGCGCUGGGGAUGGACGCGGCGGCGGCGGCGGCGGCGGGGGGGAACCCUGGCGGCGGCGGCUUCGCGCCGGGCUUAAGCGCGGGCGGCGCGUGGGAGGGGGAGAAGGCGGCCGUCGAGGCGCACCCGCUGUACGAGCGGCUGCUGGAGGCGCACGUCGCCUGCCUCCGCGUCGCCACCCCCGUCGACCAGCUCCCCCGCAUCGACGCGCAGAUCGCCGCGCGCGCCCCGCCUCCCAUGCCCCCCGCCGGCGCGCUCUCCGGCGGCGAGGAGCUCGACCUCUUCAUGACACACUACGUGCUCCUCCUCUGUUCCUUCAAGGAACAGCUCCAGCAGCAUGUGCGCGUCCACGCCAUGGAAGCGGUGAUGGCUUGCUGGGAGCUCGAGCAGACUUUACAGAGUCUUACAGGGGCAUCUCCUGGCGAAGGCACCGGGGCAACUAUGUCUGAUGAUGAAGACAACCCGGUCGACAGCGAGAGCAACAUGUUCGACGGAAACGACGUGUCCGAUGGCAUGGGCUUCGGGAUGCUAACCGAGGGUGAGAGAUCCUUGGUCGAGCGCGUCAGGCAAGAGCUGAAGCACGAGCUUAAACAGGGGUACAGAGAAAAGCUUGUGGACAUCAGGGAAGAGAUACUCCGGAAGCGAAGGGCCGGGAAGCUCCCGGGAGACACGGCGUCCACCCUGAAGGCUUGGUGGCAAGCCCACGCGAAAUGGCCGUACCCAACUGAGGAGGACAAGGCGCGGCUGGUGCAGGAGACGGGGCUACAGCUGAAGCAGAUCAACAACUGGUUCAUCAACCAGCGCAAGCGGAACUGGCACAGCAACCCGACCUCGUCCUCGUCGGACAAGAGCAAGAGAAAAAGGAACAAUGCAGGUGACGGCAACGCGGAGCAGUCCUGGUAGGGCGGCCGGAGACGAAGAACGAUCGAACCCGUUGUAUGUACAUAGCGCUUCCAUCUUGGAGAAGGCUUGAUAUAUUUAUUGGUCCGGGGAGACACGACACGACGCGACGGCGGUCAUUUGCGCCGGAGUCGUCUCCCAGACCUCAACACCGUCUGUACUGUACCCCAAAAAGAAAAAAGAAAAAACAUGUAGUGGUAAUGUACCCGUAGCUGUUUUUGUGGCGUGCUGCGUGUUGGGAGGACGCGGCGUCGUGAGUUUGUAUACGGGCUGUUCCGUAACGUGUGUCGUGGAUUUGUGUGUUGUGUUGCGUUACCGUGGGAACGCUGGCAAGGGCUGCGUGGGUGAUGUAUGUUUGUGUACCUGUAUUUGUAUUACUGACCUUGAUUGAUGCGUCGUCGGUGCUGUGCUGUUUGUCCGUUUCA
Hordeum vulgare subsp. vulgare (domesticated barley) is the source of this 1551-nucleotide messenger RNA. Its product is annotated as homeobox protein knotted-1-like 11. The record is from RefSeq and is a predicted model, not a curated record. Gene Ontology annotation, biological process: regulation of DNA-templated transcription. The coding region runs from base 197 to 1129 and encodes 310 amino acids. Lineage: Eukaryota; Viridiplantae; Streptophyta; Magnoliopsida; Poales; Poaceae. The transcript is spliced from 6 exons. Gene Ontology annotation, molecular function: DNA binding. Gene Ontology annotation, cellular component: nucleus.